Arvicanthis niloticus (Nile rat) is the source of this 4960-nucleotide messenger RNA. The record is from RefSeq and is a predicted model, not a curated record. NCBI's taxonomy places the organism in Eukaryota, Metazoa, Chordata, Mammalia, Rodentia, Muridae.
ACCCAUAGAAUUGUCUCUAGAGAGAAAUACUGCCCUUCAAAGAGAGGUCGGCCUGCCAAAAAAAGUCGGCUGGAAGAGAAGGGCCACUCAGAGAAAAGUGCCUGUGCAUCAAGAGGAAGUUCUUCAGGAAAAGAUCUCUCUGCAGGAAGAUUUCACCGCAAGAGAAGCAGCCCUGCAGAGGAGGGUGAUUUAGUCAAGUGUAGUAUCUGUGAAUCCAGUGUACCCUCUGCAGGGACAGAUUGCUUUGCAAGAAGUCACUCCAACAAAAGCAACCCUGGAGAGAAGAGUCGCUCCUUAGAGAGUGGAAUCUUUUCAUCAAGAGUACCCUCUGUAGGGAAAGAUCUCCAUACAGGAAGAGGGCACACCCAAAAAAUUCAUAGGGCAGAGAAGGGUCGCUUGGUGAAAAAAUGUAGCAGUACAUCAAGAGGACCCUCUACACGGAAAAAUCGCUCUGGAGGAAGAGGUGGCCCAACAAAAGUGGCACUGUAGAGGAGAGUCUGUCAUUCGAGGAUAGUCGCAGUCCAUCAAGAAGACUCUCUUCAGGAAACGAUCCAUCUGGAGGAAGAGGUCGCCCUAACAAACAAGGCCCUGCAGAGAGGGUUGGUUCUGUUGAAAAUAGUAGCAGUCCAUCAAGAGGACACUCUUCUGGGAAAGAUCGAUCUCGAGGAAGAUGUCACCCUAACAAACAAGGCCCUGCAGAGAGGGUUCGUUCAGUUGAGGGAAGUAGCAAUCCAUCAAGAAAACUCUCUGUACCGAAAAAUCGAUCUACAGGAAGAGGUGGCCUCAUCAAACACAGCCCUGGAGAGAGAGGUCGUUCUGUUGAAAGUAGUAGCAGUACAUCAAGAGGACCCUCUUCAUGGAAAGACCGAUCUAGAGGAAGAGGUCGCCCCAAAAAACUAGGCCCUGCAGAGAAGGGUUGUUCAGUCAAGCAUAGUAGCAGUCCAUUAAGAGGAACCUCUAGAGGGAAAAAUCAAUCUGGAGGAAGAGGUCGCCCUAACAAGAAAGGCCCUGUAGAGAGGGGUCGUUCAGUUGAGGGCAGUAGCAGUUCAUCAAGAAGAACCUCGACAGAAACAGAAUGUCUUGUGAGAAGAUGUCGCUGCAACAAAAGUAGCCUUGCAGAGGGAUGGUGUUCAGGGAAAGAUCGCCCUUCAGGAGGUCACCCAAACAAAAGUGGCCCUGCAGAGGAGGCUCAGUCAGUCGAGGGUAGUAGCAAUCUAUCAAGUGGACCUUCAGUAGCUAAAGAUCGGUCUGCAGGAAGAGGUCGCCCCGACCAACAAGGCCCUGCAGAGAGGGGUCGUUCAGUUGAGGGUAGUAGCAGUCCAUCAAGAGAACCCUCUAUUCCUAAAUAUCUAUGUGCAGUAAGAGUUCACCUCAUCAGAUACAUCCCUGGAGAGAGUGGUCGUUCUGUUGAAAGUAGUAGCAGUCCAUCAAGAGGAACAUCUACAGGGAAAGAUCUAUCUGGAGGAAGAGGUCGCCCAAACAAUCAAGGCCCUACAGACAGGUGCUGUUCAGUUGAGGGCAGUAGCAGUCCAUCAAGAAGAACCUCUACAGGAAAAGAACGUCUUGUAAGAAGAUGUCACUCCAACAAAAGUAGCCUUGCAGAGGGGUGGUGUUCAACCAAGUGUGGUAUCUGUACACCAAGAGGACUCUCUGCAGGGAAAGAUUGCCCUUCAGGAGAAAGUCACCCAAUCAAUAGUGGCCCUGCAGUUGAGGGUCAGUCAGUCGAGGGUAGUAGCAAUCCAUCAAGUGGUCCCUCUGUAGCUAAACAUCGAUCUGGAAGAAGCGGUCACCUCAAGAGACACAGCCCUGCAGAAAGGGGUCAUUCUUUGGAAAGUAGUAGCAGUACAUCAAGAGGACCCUCUUCAAAGAAAGAUCAACCUGGUGGAAGACGUUGCCCCAACAAACACAGCCGUGCAGAGAGGGGUCGUUCACUCAAGAGUAGCAGCAGUCUAUCAAGAGAACCCUCUUCAGAGAAAGAUCGAUCUAGAGGAAGAGGUCGCCCCAACAAACAAGGCCCUGCAGAGAGGGGUCGUUCAGUUGAAGGUAGUAGCAGUCCAUCAAGUGGACCCACUGUAGCUAAAGAUCCAGCAGGAAGAAGUGGUCACUGCAAUAGACAUAGCCCUGCAGAGAGGGGUCAUUCUUUGGAAAGUAGUAGCAGUACAUCAAGAGGACCCUCUUCAAAGAAAGAUCAACCUGGUGGAAGACGUUGCCCCAACAAACACAGCCGUGCAGAGAGGGGUCGUUCACUCAAGAGUAGCAGCAGUCUAUCAAGAGAACGCUCUUCAGAGAAAGAUCGAUCUAGAGGAAGAGGUCGCCCCAACAAACAAGGCCCUGCAGAGAGGGGUCGUUCAGUUGAAGGUAGUAGUACUCCAUCAAGUGGAUCCUCUGUAGCUAAAGAUCCAGCAGGAAGAAGUGGUCACUGCAAUAGACAUAGCCCUGCAGAGAGGGGUCAUUCUUUGGAAAGUAGUAGCAGUACAUCAAGAAGACCCUCCUCAGGGAUAGAUCAAUCUGGAGGAAGACGUUGCCCCAACAAACACAUCCGUGCAGAGAGGGGUCGUUCACUCAAGAGUAGCAGCAGUCUAUCAAGAGAACCCUCUUCAGAGAAAGAUCGAUCUAGAGGAAGAGGUCGCCUCAACAAACAAGGCCCAGCAGAGAGGGGUCGUUCAGUUGAAGGUAGUAGUACUCCAUCAAGUGGAUCCUCUGUAGCUAAAGAUCCAGUAGGAAGAAGUGGUCACCGCAAUAGACAUAGCCCUGCAGAGAGGGGUCAUUCUUUUGAAAGUAGUAGCAGUACAUCAAGAAGACCCUCCUCAGGGAUAGAUCGAUCUGGAGGAAGACGUUGCCCCAACAAACACAGCCGUGCAGAGAGGGGUCGUUCACUCAAGAGUAGCAGCAGUCUAUCAAGAGAACCCUCUUCAGGGAAAGAUCGAUCUAGAAGAAGAGGUUGUCCCCCAAAUGAAAGACCUGCAGGGAGGGGUCGUUCAGUUGAGGGUAGUAGCAGUCCAUUAAGAGAACCCUCUGUCCCCAAAAAUCGAUCUGGAGGAAGAGGUCACCUCAACAGACAUAGCCCUGCAGAGAGGGGUCGUUCUGUUGAAAGUAGUAGCAGUCUAUCAAGAGAACCCUCUUCACGGAAAGAUCAAUCUAGAGGAAGAGGUCGCCCCAAAAAACAAGGUCCUGCAGAGAGUGGUUGUUUACUCGAGAGUAGUAGCAGUCUAUCAAGAGAAACCUCUUCAGGGAAAGAUCAAUCUGGAGGAAGAGGUCGCCCCAAUAAUAGCAGCCCUGGAGAAGAGGGUCUUUUGGUCAGGAAUGGUAGCAGUUCAUCAAGAGGACCCUCUGAGUGGAAAGAUCGCCCCACUGGCCAAAGUUGGCCUUUGAAGAAAAACCACCCUGCAGUGGAGGGGCGCUCAGCAGAGAGUGGAAUUUGUGCAGACAGAGGGCCCUCUGAAGGGCAAGAGCAACCUGCAGUGAGAAGUUGUCCCAAAAAUAGACACCUUGAAGAGGAAUUUCUGGUUUUUGGAAGGAAUAAAUCUGCAAAAAGAGGGCCUUCUACAGGGAAAGAUCACCCCUUUAGCAGAGGUCAGCCUCUGAAGAAAAGCCGCCCUGAAGAGGGAGGCUGCUCAGCAGAAGGGGGUAACCAUGCAGAGAGGGAAGCAUCUGCAGGGGAAGAUUACCCCACAGGCAGAGGUCAGCCUCAGAAGAAAAGCCACCCUGCUAAGGCAGGGCACUCAGUUAAGAAGAAACCUUCUGCAUGGAAAGAGCCCCACACUGGGAGAGGUCAGGUUUUAAAGAAAAGCCACCCUGCAGAGAGGCAUCCAUCUGCCUCUAUGAAAAUUUGUCCUCCCAAAAAACAUCGACCUGCAGAGAAAGUUGUCUGUGAAAAGAGAGUUCAUUCUCCAGAAAGAGUUCACUCCAUGGAGAGAAUUCAUCUUGCUAAGAAAAGUUGUCCUGCAGAGAGACAGCUCUCUGCUGAGGAAGGUAGCAUGGCAGAGCCUAGUUGCUCCUUUGGGAAAGAUCUUUCAAGAGAAGCAGCUAACUCUUCCCAGGAAAGCUGCACAGCUGAAGAAGGGAGUAGGGAGGACAAUAUGCAUUCUGUGGAGAAAGGUCAUGUCUCCAUGGAGAAAGGCUUCCCUGAAGAGAAACUCCUUUCAGGAUUCAUGUCUAAGGAGACAGAGCCAAACAAUAUGCCGAGUCCUCCAGAAAACAAAAUUGGCAGUGAUACCAAUCAAGUAGCCCAGGUCUCUCACCGUAAUGUGCCUGUGACUGUGAAGAUAAAAAUGGGAGUUGAGUUGAGCUUGCCUGGUGAACUGAAGUCUCAUCUUGUUGAGGACUGGGACUUGGUCACCAAGCAAAAGCAGUUAUUCCAACUUCCUGCUGAGAAGAGUGUAGAUACCAUUCUUGCAGAAUAUGUGACUUUUGUGAAGUCACAAGGGCUUGCUGAUAAUAGAGAAUACUCCGUUGAUGAGCUUGUAUUUGGAAUAAGAGUGUAUUUCAACGACAUGCUGGCCACGCAGCUGCUCUACCAGUUUGAAAGGCCCCAGUAUGCUGAAAUUCACCUAGCUUAUCCUGGUAUUCCAACAUCUCAGAUUUAUGGGGCUCCACACCUCCUGCGAUUGUUUGUGAAUAUUGGGACUGCAUUGGCCCAUUCACCUCUUAACAGGCAGAGUCUUCUCUUAGUGUGUAACUAUAUGCAUGGUUUUCUUGAAUAUCUUGUACAGAACUCUACUUCUCUGUUUCAUGCCAGCAAUUACAGAGUAGCUUCUGCUGAAUAUUGCUGCAAAGCCCUGUGAAGGGUUAGCUGACCACUUAAUCAGUUAAUAUUUCUGUUUCCUGUUUGCACUGUGUAAUUGAUGUUCUUGAAAACUAUAUAACAGGGCUUAAUGUUUCCAUUUGAUUAUUGUUGUUGUGAGCAGAAAAUAAUAGUAAUUCUUUACCACCGUGUACCAUCAUUCAACAACAAAUAAAU